UUAUCCUCUAGAAGGAAGUAGAGAAACAGGUGAUAAUAAAAAGAAGAGAAGCAAAUUAGGUCAUGAUCAUCCAACUGGCCAUAGAAGGGCUCAACAGGUUUUGCACCAGUUACAGAUACAAAAUAUUGGUCCACACCACAAUGAGGAUGUUCUUUCCUCAUCACCAGACAACUCUCAGACAUCCUCUGAGCAGUCAUCCGAAAUGCAUACCAGGGAAAGCAAAGUAUCGAAAUCUAAUGUUGUUGUCGGAAGCAACAAACAUAAUCUUCCUCUCCGAGCAACCGACCUUCUUAUGUCAUUCUCAAUACGCACCGAGGAAAACAAAGGCAAAAUCGCGGAGCUUGCCUCGAAGGCGAUGGAUGAGCUUCGGAAAAUGGCCACAACGGGAGGGCCUCUAUGGACGCUUGACCAAGAUAAAAACAUGGAGACACUGAAUGACAUUGAGUAUUUUAAGGAAUUUGUGAAUAUGAAUGCUACACUUAUGGAUUUAAUGAGGAUGGUUGAGGUGGGGCAAUUUAAACCCUUGCCAAGAUACCCAAAAUCCGACAAGGAAUUUUUCUCCUCUACUGAGGAUUUUGAUGAAGAGUUCUUACAUUUGGAUCUUAGAGUAUAUGAUAAACCACCUAGUCAAGAACAGCUUUAUUCUAAAGGCUCAAGAGAAAUUGGCUAUGUUGAAAUGAAGCCAGCCAAACUUGUUGAACUGCUUAUGGAUUCGAAACAGUGGUCUCUAUUGUUUUCAAAUAUUGUCUCUAGAGCUGUCGUACUGGGAGUUUUGAUGUCUACAGGCAUGUUGGAACAAAACUAUGACGGAACUCUGCAAGUGAUGGCCGCAGAAUUUUAUGCACCUAGUCCACUUAUUCCAAUUCGAGAAACCUAUUUUUCAAGGCACUGCAAACGACUCGGCCAUGGGAUGUGGGGAGUUGUUGAUGUGUCUUUGGAAUCUUUGUUUCAGUUUCCAUCUGCUAAGACAUUUCGAAGACGACCUUCUGGCUGUUUGAUCGAAGAAAUGCCAAAUGGAUACUCUAAGGUCAUAUGGAUUGAGCAUGUGGAAGUUGAUGAUAGGCGAGUUCACAAAAUGUUUGAGCCAAUAGUGACUUCUGGUCUUGCUUUUAGUGCAAAGCGUUGGGUCGCCACUUUAGCUCGACAAUGUGCCCUAAUUAGGGCUCAUACAAGCCCUUCUAUUGCUGAUGGAGUGUUAAUUAUACCGGAAGCUGGGAUGAGAAGCCUGUUAAAGCUGUCCGAGAGAAUGGUGAGAAGGUUUUGUAGUGAAUUAAGUGCCUCUGCAACAAACAAAUGGAGAGCACUGCCUAGAUCAAGAGCUAAUAAUAGAGAUACAACCUUGAUGAUGAACAGCACCUUCAACAAGGAUGAUCAUGGAAAACCUUUGGUUGCAACUGUUGUCUUUGCUACUUCCGUAGAGCUUCCAGCUACACCGAAGAAAGUGUUCGAUUUUCUUAGUGAUGAGGAAUCUCGAACCCGGUGGGAUAUUCUUUCACAAGGCCAUUCCAUCAAAGAACUUGCACGCAUCAGUACCGGCGAAGACCCAGGAAAUCACCUUUCCUUAAUUCAAGUGAAUUCAACACUAGAUAAGAUUGCGAUUUUGUACCUACAACAGAGUUGCACAGACGCAACCGGCUCAUAUGUGGUGUUUGCACCACUGGACAUUCUGUCGGUGUCAAGGGUCUUAAACGGCGGAAAUCCAGACUUCGUGAGAAUCUUGUCCUCGGGCUUCGUGAUCCUUCCUGAUGUCUCCAAGAUGUUUGGAGGAGUUGCUCAUGGUUGUCUUCUGACUCUGGCACUCCACAUUGUUGACGAUAGAACCUCUAAAGAACGCAUUACUAAAUCAGUAGAUAUCAUGUACAACAUAAUCACAGAAGCUGUUGCCUCAAUCAAGGAUGCGGUGAUUUCAAGUUAUUAG
Messenger RNA from Morus notabilis, 1918 nucleotides. Its product is annotated as homeobox-leucine zipper protein PROTODERMAL FACTOR 2. The annotation marks the transcript as partial. The transcript is spliced from 8 exons. NCBI's taxonomy places the organism in Eukaryota, Viridiplantae, Streptophyta, Magnoliopsida, Rosales, Moraceae. Gene Ontology annotation, molecular function: lipid binding. The record is from RefSeq and is a predicted model, not a curated record.